GGAGCACUGGACGAUCGGCCUAAUUCAUCGCUGGAUUACGGCCGUGGGCAGAUCAAACAUGAUUACGGCCUCUCUUGAGGAUGUAUUAUGCGAUGCAGCUUGAUUCGGCUCAUCAGGGACUUAUUGCUUUUAUGUCCGUUGGGGAAACUUGACAUUUUUACGUUAUAUGGUCGUACCUAUCGCGAAUUGUUGUAUAAGAAGGAAAUAAGUAUCAUCAGCAGACGCCAAGAUGAAAAAUCUUACUCUACCCGUCUGUUACUACUUAUAGAUAUACCUCUAAGUAUGGCCGGUCUGCAACGUCACUUGCGCCGGACGGGAGGCAUCUGUCACAAGAUCAGUUUGUAGGUUAGAUCCGACUGAGCGUGGCAAGUGCCGACGACAUAAUGGAACACUCAUCACAAAAUGUAUGUUUACCACUACCAGUGACAGUCACUAGUCGAAUUACUACUUAUGAACAACGAGAGCAGUAUCUCCUCAAUUUCUUGAAAAAUGUGCUGCCUUCUUGCGACAUCAAGGGCAUUGAUGAUGAACUCAAAAAAUCGUUCACAUUCAACAAACACAAAAAUAAAGUUGCUAAAAAGAAGCCUCAAAAGUCACCAUUCUUAACAAUAAGGAAAAGUAUCCUUCUUGGACUGAACAAAUUUGGGAAAAAAAGUCUGCGCUAUGCAGAUAUGUUACCAUUAAAUUCCUUAUGGCUUGAAUAUAUGCACCACAUGCUCGGUAUAGAAGAUUUUACAAGUCUACCUACUAACUCAACAAAUCCUCAUUGGGAAAAUAUCAGUCAACGUUUGAUGAAAGCUGAUUACCAUGGAGCAAAAGUAACUAUAACACGCUCAAAGUGUCCGAGUACUGUUGGAAUCAAGGGACUCAUCAUACAAGAUACAAAAAACACUUUCAGACUUUUGAGUGAAGAUGACGUGAUACGAACAAUACCUAAAGUCUCCUGUGUUUUUCAUGUACAUUUAGACGAAAACGUACACAUUGAAGUUUUUGGAAAGGAAUUAUGUGUACGUCCAGCUGAACGUUCUGUCAAGAAGUUUAAAAAUCUUCAUAUACCCGAACUUUAGUGGAAAACUGUGUUGAUUUCAUGAAACAGGCUUCGAUUUUAUUUCACACUAUGUAUAUAGCAUUCGGCACAUCCAUUAUACAUUCAACAGCAAAAACAACAAAGCACAUUCCAUGUUCUUUAAACCCAUUUGCUUGCUCAGUCCAUUCAACGCACAUAUCCAAGUCAUUUCAAUUUUUUUUUCACAUUCUUUAUUUUUUUUUCCAUAUUACGUUAAUACGGUUCAUUAUUUUCAUACCAUUAUAUUAUGUAUACCUACUAAUUACAUGUUAUAUCAAUUACCAGUAUAAUAUAUAUAAUAACAUAAUCAUGUAUUUAUAAUAUAUAAUUAUUAAUCGUUUUGCUCCUUUUCUCUGCAUUAUUUUUAUCACUCGCUCUAUCGUUCUCUCGCUCGUUCGCUCUUUAUAUUGUUCUUUUAUUAUUUCCAACAUCCGACGCAAUAAUAAUUAUUAUUAUAAUAAUAAUAAUAAUUCAUAAUAUAUAUUCAAAUAAUCGUGAUAUCGAUACAACAACAACGGAUGGAGCGAACGAUUUUAAAACAGCAGGUGUUUCCUUCGCUCCAGGAGGGAAACUAAUACAUUUCAUUCGCGUAGUCCCGUGCCACUCAAUUUUUUCCUAUUUACUGAAUUUUUCUCAUUAUUCUCACUAUUAAAUUUCGAUGAAGGGAAUGUCUGAAAUUCGUAGUACGAUUACUCAUUUAUCUCAGUUACUUAGUCUUUGUCUUACUGGCUAGGUUUUUAUUAACUUUGUUAAGGUGCCAAAUAAACUCGACUUGCAUUAUAACAUGUAUAAAUUGUGUGGUAUGUAAUUAAUAUGAGCGUGGGUACUGAUGUGACAUUAUGAUUUAUUUUGAGAGUCCCAUUGCCUAGUUUGCGAUUCUAUAAUCCUCCAGGCUCAAAUCUAUUGGCAAAUAGUCGAUGUUCAUAUUUAAGGCAAAGAAAGGGGGCGACGAGGUUUACAUUGCACAGAUGUGCAAGGCCGGUCUUACAAAAACAUAGAUACAAGAUUUCUUUUCAAAAA
Messenger RNA from Nasonia vitripennis (jewel wasp), 2086 nucleotides. It is a transcript of the gene Pop4, whose product is annotated as ribonuclease P protein subunit p29. Bases 384 to 1067 code for a protein of 227 amino acids. Gene Ontology annotation, molecular function: ribonuclease P RNA binding. The transcript is spliced from 4 exons. The record is from RefSeq and is a predicted model, not a curated record. Gene Ontology annotation, cellular component: ribonuclease MRP complex; ribonuclease P complex. NCBI's taxonomy places the organism in Eukaryota, Metazoa, Arthropoda, Insecta, Hymenoptera, Pteromalidae. Gene Ontology annotation, biological process: rRNA processing; tRNA 5'-leader removal.